AUGGGCCUGCUACCCACUGCACGGAGGCGGGCACGCGUCAGUGACCCCGUCCCGGUCGCGUCGACGUCUCGAGGAAGUAUCACGUCAGGUCCUCGAGUAUCCACGUCAACGACAGGAAAGAGACGACUCUGCCCGGCCAGAUCGACGGAUAAGGAAGAUGCUACAAGAGCGAGUGGCCAGGGAGUGGCGACGCGUAAACGACGACGCGUAUCGUCGCCACGCCCCGAUGUUUUAUUCCGUCCGAAAAAGAGGCAAAGGGCACGUGUAACCACUGAUCCAAAUGUAAUCGAAAUCCCUUCCUCUCCCAGCCCGCCCCCAAGACCAAUCAGAUCGAAAGGUCAGACGGGGACAAGGGAGGUGAUUUCCCUUGUCAGUGACUCGGAGGACGACUCGGACCCCGUCUCACAUUCCUCGAAGCCUGCCAGCCUGCCGGUUUCGGCCAACGACGUUCGUGCGCCCAUAGAAACUCCUUUGCGCGGCUUGAACGAGAUUGGUGGUCCGUUCACCAAUGAAGAUGAGCAUCUCGUCGCAGAGCAGCUCGCUCCUUCAAUACCUUCUACCCCGGAUUCUAUACCGCUCCACUCCCAGGUCGCCCAUGCCACCCCCUCCGCCAUCGAGGAGUGUCUUCGGGAUGGCCGUAAGACAAUCAAAUCCGUUCUUCACCUCCUCCCCCAUCAUCUACGGAGCUCUCUGCAGCCGUUACCCAGUUUAGUUUCGAGACUCACGACUCCAACGCCUGCGGUAAACGCGUCCGACAGUUCACCACAAGAUUCACCCCGCGAACCGCCCCAUCCUCGUCCUUGUCCUCGACCCCUCAAACGACCCUCGGUCCCGCCCGAUACGCUAGGCCUUUCUGACCUGCCAAAAGAACUACCAGUGCCUCUGGUGACAGGAGACCCCAAUCCUAUUUCUCUAAAGACCUCUAUCAAGUCUCCUGGCGCCGACGAUAUUGAAUCUCCCUCGUCCCCUGCUCGUAAACGACGCCGGUUGAACAAGCUCACGUCAAGUCCAAUUUCUCCUUCGGUACGCUGGAUCCGUCCCACCGCCGUCGAGAAUAUGGGUUGCCACCACUCACUGUGGUCCCCUCGGCUCGUUAGAGAGGAGGAGGCAGCGGUGGUAUCAGAUAGCCAACGGGAAGUCAAGGGAGGUAGGAAGGUGGUGCAGAAUGGAUAUGAAUCAGAAGAACCCAUGGAGGCGGAAGAGGAAGAGGUGGACGAGCUAAUUAGCAGUGAUGUUGAAGGGAAGGGAAACAACGCUGACGACGCACCACAGUUCUCUCCUCUGCUACCUGAUGCCCGCCCAAAUGAAACCACUUUACCUUCUAGGCCAUCCUCGCCGACCAAACCUCGCCCUAAAUCAUCCUUCUCACCCAGCUUGUUCAGUAGGGUGCUAAACCUUCAACGGUCAAAUACGUCGUCAACACCCCCUUCGUUGCCGUUCCUCUCACCGUCUCGGUCCUCAGCAAGUUUGUCCUCAGCAACUCCAAGAUCUCCUCCUUUUGACAACCUUCCUUCUCUUGUCGGCGCAGUCAGUAUCACCGCGUCACCAAUCCCCAAGGCGAGCAGCAUGCAAUUCUCAUGGGCGAUGGAUACGGACCCGCUGGAUGAUAUUGAAGAUGAAGAUUUUGGAAAUAUGGUGCUUGCCUACCCUUCCUAA
This is a messenger RNA of Pleurotus ostreatus (oyster mushroom), 1656 nucleotides long. RefSeq lists its product as uncharacterized. NCBI's taxonomy places the organism in Eukaryota, Fungi, Basidiomycota, Agaricomycetes, Agaricales, Pleurotaceae. The record is from RefSeq and is a predicted model, not a curated record. The coding region runs from base 1 to 1656 and encodes 551 amino acids. The transcript has 2 exons.